Messenger RNA from Raphanus sativus (radish), 1545 nucleotides. Its product is annotated as protein transport protein yos1. The transcript has 3 exons. Gene Ontology annotation, biological process: endoplasmic reticulum to Golgi vesicle-mediated transport. Gene Ontology annotation, cellular component: Golgi membrane; COPII-coated ER to Golgi transport vesicle; endoplasmic reticulum membrane. The record is from RefSeq and is a predicted model, not a curated record. Lineage: Eukaryota; Viridiplantae; Streptophyta; Magnoliopsida; Brassicales; Brassicaceae. The coding region runs from base 251 to 487 and encodes 78 amino acids.
GAAACAGAUUGUUGGUUAAUAUGGAGUCGUGACCCGAACAUCUUGUAGUCGGGUCAAGCCGGUUCAUAUUACAGGCUUUUAGUGAUCACUGAUCAGCUUCGUCUCGUGAACAAGAUCUCUCUAAACCCUUCAACCUCGAUUCGACUCAGCUGUAGUGAGGCCAAGGAUUAUAACCAGAGGCUUGAGCUACUACAAGUCAAGUUUCCUCCUUCAGUCGGUAUACAUUUGCUCUCAAUAAACAGAAACCAUCAUGGGAUUCUGGACAUUGAUGGAAGGGUUGCUGCUAUUCGCAAACGCACUUGCUAUCCUCAACGAAGACCGUUUUUUAGCUCCCAAAGGAUGGACACUCGCAGAGCUUCACCAUACCGGCAGAAGAAACUCCCUCAAAGGCCAAAUCGUCGGUCUCAUCCACGCCUGCCAGUACAUGAGGCUUCCCCUCAUGCUCUUCAACUUAACUGUCAUCGUCUUUAAACUCUUCUCCGGUUAACAAAAAAAAAACACAAUUUCAAAUAACUUCAAUCAAAAGCUCGCAUUGUAUUAUACAUUAUUGUUCUAUUACACAAAACACAUGUUCUUGAGACCAAAAGCUAUAAGGUUUGGAUACAUUUUCAUUCAUUCAACAGGGAUCAUGACUUCGUUGGUCCUAAACGGAGGCAACGUCCACGGCGGGUUAUACCUAGCAAGCACGAACUCUCCAACGAUCUUAACCCCAUCUCUCUCGAGAUCGCUCGUCAGCUUCUUCACCUUCUCGCUCACCACACUCUCUCCCGCACUACCACUGAACGUAACCACGCCGUACUUCCUCCCACCUUCCUCCCUUAUCACCACCCUCUCAUCCGUCGGACGCGGCGCGUCCUCCGCCCUCUUGUACAUCUCCGGCAACAGAAACUGCAUCGUCACCGUCCUCUUUCCUUCCUUCGUCACAACCGGAGACGUCAUCUCAAUCUUCUCCGCCUCCUUGGUGAUCACCGGCGACGUCAUGGCGAUCUUCUCCGCCUUCUUGGUGAUCACCGGUGACGUCAUGGCGAUCUUCUCCCCCUCCUUGGUGAUCACCGGCGACGUCAUGGCGAUCUUCUCACCCUCCGUCGUGAUCACCGGCGACGUCGCGGCGAUCUUCUGGUUCUCCGGUUUGCCGAAGACGCCUAUGUACUUAGCCAAGACCUGAAAGCCUCCGUCUUUAUCGCCUUUGAACUCGGAAGGAUCGUAAGUGACCUCCGCCGAGACCGCCGGCGGGUAUUCGCGGACCUCGUAACCGUCGCCGGAUUUAGCCACCGUGUAUUUGGGAGUCUCCACUACGAUCUUACCGAACACCAUUCCUAUGAUGUAACUCUUACCGAACACGUUUCCCAUGGUGCUACUGUUUAUCAGUUUGGUUUUUGACGUUGCUACUAUGGUUUGCAUUUGAAUGAGGUAAUGUAUAUUUCGCGUAUAUUAUAUAGUCGAAGGUAUAGAUGAAACUUCAAUAUCAAGGAAGCUUGUAUUGACUAAUCAUUGUAAACGACUUACUUUUAUGACUAAUAAGGAUCACAGAAGGUUUGACCCGUU